AUGUUCUGGCUAAAAUGUGUAACGCUAUGCGCGGCUAUUCUGAGAGGCCAUUGCUACAUCCCGUACUCCACAGACCGCUGCAAUGAAAGGCCUGAUGAUAUAUUCAUCUACCCGUACUACGGUGGCGGUGACAAGCCGAAGCCACCUGAAAUCGGCCACAGCUACAUUGCAAAGUACGAAAUGAACAGCAUAGACUCCAACCACCCAGCUUGGGUUGAAGAGUACUUUGAUUACGACGGCAAAAGAGCGAAAAUAUCGGCGUAUGUUCUCGGCGUGGAGUUUGUCGACAUUUACGAUUACGGCAGAGGGACAGCCACAUCUUAUCGACUAUCCAGACCAGAGAGCAGUGGCUGGAGUUCAAAGAUUGAAGACACCUGCGAGACUGUCGAAAUGGCGAAGUUCAAGCCGGCGCUUCAGAUACCGUCGUACCCUUUCUCGAAGACAGCUAAGCCCGGACCACCACGCAUGACCAGGUCCAACCGAGCGUUGAAGUAUGGCCCUCCGUACAACUACACGUACCUAGAGGACCACAUUGGCAAAGAGACCCGAAAUAUAAAGUCGGAGGUUUUCCGAGGCUGCAUAAACGAAGAACACCUGAAUUUUUCCUUACGCUCGAACUUCUACUGGGGAAGCGCGCUACCAUUUUCUUACCCAAGCGGAGAUGAGCGAAUGCCACUAUACAUCGAAAUAAGAGGACCCGACAUGAAUAACAAAGCGCAAGAGAUUUACGCAAUGAUGUAUGUUUCUUGGUUCCAAAAAGACCCAAAGUUCGCUUCUGGUACGUUUCAGAUUCCGGAGGGACUGCACUGCAAGUAUUGGCCAAGUAGAGGACGACUGCCCAACAUGCCCUCUUCCUUCAGCUACAGCGUUGAAGAGACAGCAUUUCAACUUGAUGGCAGUGGAUUUCUGAAAGCCGGAUUUGCUUCGCUUUCGUACAAAAAGGUUUAGCCCGUGAAUAACUUAUGUCGGUAUAUCUGUAUGGACAUAUGUGGACCUAUAUGAGAAGGAGUUGUAAGGGACAUAUAAUAGCAGUAUAACGGAAUGGUGAUCUGCAGCUUAACGCGAGGUCACAA
Molecule: messenger RNA, 1073 nt
Organism: Rhipicephalus sanguineus (brown dog tick)
Lineage: Eukaryota; Metazoa; Arthropoda; Arachnida; Ixodida; Ixodidae
Exons: 6
Coding region: 1-948 (315 amino acids)
Source: RefSeq, a predicted model, not a curated record